AUGAAAUUAGAUUCGAAAUGUAAUUCAAAGCCUCAUAGAAAACAUUCUCAACAUGUCUCUCGUGGUCAAACUAUGCAGUUGUCUGCUUGUAAUCGAAUUCCUAGAGACAAUAUUGGAGUGAGGUUGAACACUUUAAUUGAGAGUGGGAAGGAGUUUUCGAGCACAUCAACAAAGAAGACUUUUAAUAAAAUAAUAUUCAAUGUUUUAAGAAGACUAUUUACAAUGCGAUAUCAGUGUAAUGUACAUGCAUAA
Molecule: messenger RNA, 252 nt
Organism: Clunio marinus
Lineage: Eukaryota; Metazoa; Arthropoda; Insecta; Diptera; Chironomidae
Source: the annotation of a GenBank genome assembly